AUGAAGGUUUUCAAGAAAAAUAAAUAAUAAUGUUUACAUGGUUAAAUCAUAAAAUUAAUAGAUAAUCUUGAAUGGAAUGCAAAUAGAGUCACACUUUUAGAGUAUUGUCCAAAAGAUCUUAUUUAAUAUUAGAUUGAAAAUCUUUACAUAGAUUGUAAGUGCAUAAAUCCAGAACUGAAGAUUUAAAUAUUAUGGAUUUAUAUUUCUCACAUUGAGAUACAGUUAAAUGAUCUUAAUAUUUAUUUAAUAAAUUUGCUUAUCCUUAUCAUACCAGAAAAUUAAAUGAUAGGCAAUGAUAAUAUGAUUAGGAUAAUAGAUUUUAGGAAAAGUAAAAUCUCUGAUAUGAUAAUCAAAUUCCAACUCCCAAAACUUAAUUGGAUGGUUCUCCUGAAUAUAUGGAUCCCAUUCUGUAUUUGUUAAUGUUGGAUUCUAAGAGAAAUGCGAUUUAUGGUUUAUGGGAGCAACUUUAUAUUAUAUUUUCAAAAAUUAAAUAUUGAAUAUAAAUUAAUAAGAAAUCAAUAUAUAAGCUAAGAAGAAUAAGCAUGAAGCUAAAUUAGAAAUGGUAUAGGAAAUGAUCAAUUAAUCAUUAAUUUAAUUACCAUUCGCUGAAUAAUUAAAAUAAUUAUUAGAUAAAUUAUUGAAAGUAGAUCACAAGUAAAUAUUUGGAUGGAAUUAACUAUUUAAAAAUGGAUUAAUUAAAUAAUUAUUCGAAUCAAUACUUCAAGAAUAAAUUUAACAUUAGGGUAAUAGAAAGAAACUAAUAAAAUUAUCAUUUUAAAUGAAUAAAGACUUUUUCUCUGUAGGACCCAUUUUGACUGAAACAUUAUAUAAUAUUAUUAACAAAGGAAAGUAAAGUUCUUCAACAGUUAUGGAAAUUUUUAAAUGCUUUAUUAAAAUGAAUUCAAGAAUGAAAAUUUUAUGA
Molecule: messenger RNA, 922 nt
Organism: Paramecium pentaurelia
Lineage: Eukaryota; Ciliophora; Oligohymenophorea; Peniculida; Parameciidae
Source: the annotation of a GenBank genome assembly